AUGAAGCUACACACGAAACCCAUUUCCAGUCCUGGUCGAACGGAGAAGUUCCCACCGCCAUUGAUGAGGUUCUUGAGAACCAGCACAGGGAGCAGAAGCAGAGGAAGGUCAAGGUCUUCAAGCAGCACUGUCUUCCUCAGGAAGAAGAACAACACUGUGAUUGAAGCACUAGAACCCUCUUCACCUAAAGUCACUUGCAUGGGACAAGUGCGAGCUAGAAGGUCACGACCCUCAUCCUCCUCCGCCGGAGCUCCGACCAGUUCCCGCCGCCGCUGCUGCUGCUGUUGGUUCCCACAUGCUCUGUUUUGCGGCAUUUUUAAGACCAAACCUGGUUCUUGCUGCCAAUGCAAACCGGUUCAGCCCAAUUGGAGAUUCUUCUGCUUCUUCCGGAGAAGGAAAAAGGAAGAAGCUUCAACGAAAAAAACCGGGUCAAGUUUCAGUGACAGUGAAAACGACGAGUCAGAAAACGAUGAAUCAGAAAUUGAAAACAGAGUAAAAGCCAACGCGUUUGUCUGUAACUCUUCUUGUUCUACCACGCCACCGAGAAACGCUUUGUUGUUAACGAGAUGCAGAUCAGCACCUUAUCGUUCUUCAUCUCUAGCUUGUAGAUUCUGGGGUUCUCCGUUAAGGAACGAAGAAGAAGGAGAAGGAGAAGAAACAGAGCAUGAAAACAGAGUACCCUCUGAGACCCAGAGACCCAGUGAGAGUGAUUCCGUUGAAGGGAUGAACAAAGACCAAAAGAUGGAGGAAAAGUUGCGAUUCUUCAAAGAGCUUGAAGAUUCGUUCAGAGAGAGAUUAAAGGAGUCAGAAAAGGUUCAUGAAUUGAAGAGAAGAGACCAAGAAGAAGAAGAAGAAGAUGAAACAGAGGGUGAUUCUGCUAAGCCACUGGUUCUUACACGGUGCAAAUCGGAGCCGGCGAGAAUCGCCGCACAGAAACUUGAACCUGAGGUAAAGGAUUUCAGGGAAAAAGACAAGUUUGGGUUUUGCUGA
This is a messenger RNA of Lotus japonicus, 990 nucleotides long. RefSeq lists its product as uncharacterized. The record is from RefSeq and is a predicted model, not a curated record. The transcript has a single exon. Bases 1 to 990 code for a protein of 329 amino acids. Lineage: Eukaryota; Viridiplantae; Streptophyta; Magnoliopsida; Fabales; Fabaceae.